Molecule: messenger RNA, 4322 nt
Organism: Brachypodium distachyon (stiff brome)
Lineage: Eukaryota; Viridiplantae; Streptophyta; Magnoliopsida; Poales; Poaceae
Product: pentatricopeptide repeat-containing protein At5g04810, chloroplastic
Exons: 14
Coding region: 99-2813 (904 amino acids)
Molecular function (GO): RNA binding; protein binding
Source: RefSeq, a predicted model, not a curated record
CCGUUCGUCCCCGCCUUAUCCUUCCCCGCAUCUUCUUCUUCUUCUUCUUCCCGGGGCCAUUCGAACUACUAGGGAAGCAAGCACGAGCACAAACGCCGAUGCACUUCCUCUCGCUCCCCACCGCCUCCUCCCCCACCCACCACCACCUCCCUCCCAAACCGCUCUUCAAACCCAUCUCCUCCUCUUCAGCCUCCUUCCGCCGCCCAACUCAGCCCCCCCCGCCGCCUCCCAAGCCCUCCCCUCCCCCGCCGCCGCCUCCUCCUCCUCGGAACCCGAACCCGCUCGCCUCCAAGCUAUGGCUGUCCAGCAGGCUCUCCCCGCCCCCGCCUCCUCCCCCUCCUCCGAAAACGGCCCACCAGCCUCCUCCUCCUCCUCCUCCGCCAGAGGAACCGGAGCAAGAGCCGGAACCGGAGGAUGCGGACGCGCGGAAGGAGGAGAAGCAGGAGGAGGAUUUCCGGCAGAAGGGGAAGGUCUUCGUCGGGAACCUGCCGCUGCGGGCGAGGAAGCCCGAGGUGGCCGAGUUCUUCCGCCAGUUCGGGCCGCUCGACAAGGUGGAGCUCGUGCGCGCCCACGACGACCCCGAGCGCAACGCCGGCUUCUGCUUCCUCUACUACGCGGGGGACGCGGCCGAGGCGGAGGCGGCGGCGGGGCGCGCGGCCGAGGUCGACGGGGUGGACUUCCGGGGCAGGUCGCUCACCGUGAGGCUCGACGACGGGAGGAAAGGGAGGGCCAGGGCGGAGGAGCGGGCCCGGUGGGUCGACCACGGGCGGAGGCCCGAGGCGCGGUCGCCGUGGCACCAGGGCAGGGAGGAGGCGUGCCGGGAGUUCCGGAGGGUCGUGGAGUCGCGGCCCGAGGACUGGCAAGCCGUCGUGUCCGCCUUCGAGAGGAUCCCCAAGCCAUCAAGGAGAGAAUUUGGUUUGAUGAUUGUGUAUUAUGCCAAGCGGGGUGAUAAGCAUCAUGCUCGCGCAACGUUUGAGAACAUGAGAGCAAGAGGAAUAGAACCCAAUGCCUUUGUCUUCACAAGCCUUGUUCACGCUUAUGCAGUUGCUAGAGAUAUGCGUGGGGUGCUGUCAUGUGUUGAAGAAAUGAAAGCUGAGGGCAUUGAGCUGACAAUUGUUACUUACAGUAUCAUUAUUGCAGGAUUUGCCAAAAUUAAUGAUGCUCAAUCUGCAGACAACCUCUUCAAAGAGGCCAAGGCCAAGCUCGGGGAUCUCAAUGGAAUCAUAUAUAGCAACAUUAUACAUGCUCACUGCCAGUCUGGCAAUAUGGAUCGAGCUGAAGAGCUGGUCCGCGAAAUGGAAGAGGAUGGAAUAGAUGCUCCUAUUGAUGCAUACCAUAGUAUGAUGCAUGGAUAUACUAUUAUUCAGGAUGAAAAGAAAUGUCUAAUUGUGUUUGAAAGGCUGAAGGAGUGCUGCUUUACACCAUCAAUAAUUUCUUAUGGGUGCCUUAUUAAUUUGUAUAUCAAGAUUGGUAAAGUCACUAAAGCCAUAGCUAUUAGCAAAGAGAUGGAGUCAUAUGGCAUCAAGCAUAAUAACAAAACUUACUCUAUGCUGAUCAGUGGAUUUAUCCAUUUACAUGACUUCGCGAAUGCUUUCAGCAUAUUUGAGGAAAUGCUAAAGUCAGGCCUUCAGCCUGAUCGUGCCAUAUACAACUUGCUGAUAGAAGCAUUUUGCAAGAUGGGGAAUAUGGAUCGAGCUAUUCGCAUUCUGGAAAAAAUGCAGAAGGAACGAAUGCAACCAUCAAAUAGAGCAUUUAGGCCUAUUAUAGAGGGGUUUGCAGUUGCUGGAGAUAUGAAAAGGGCUCUGAAUAUUCUUGAUCUGAUGCGACGAAGUGGUUGCGCUCCCACUGUGAUGACUUACAAUGCUCUUAUUCAUGGGCUAAUUAAAAAGAACCAGGUUGAAAGGGCCGUUUCUGUGCUUAACAAGAUGUCCAUUGCUGGUAUUACGCCAAAUGAACAUACAUACACAAUCAUUAUGAGAGGUUAUGCUGCUAAUGGAGAUAUUGGCAAGGCUUUCGAAUAUUUCACAAAAAUCAAAGAGGGUGGCCUAAAACUUGAUGUGUACAUUUACGAAACGCUGCUCAGGGCCUGUUGCAAAUCAGGGAGGAUGCAAAGUGCUUUAGCAGUCACCCGCGAGAUGAGCACUCAGAAGAUAGCAAGGAAUACAUUCGUAUAUAAUAUUUUGAUUGAUGGGUGGGCUCGGAGGGGAGAUGUUUGGGAGGCAGCAGACUUAAUGAAGCAGAUGAAAGAAGAUGGAGUCCCUCCAAACAUUCAUACAUAUACCUCCUACAUAAAUGCAUGCUGCAAAGCUGGAGACAUGCAGAGGGCACAAAAGGUGAUAGAAGAAAUGGCAGAUGUUGGAUUGAAACCUAAUCUCAAGACAUAUACUACCUUGAUUAAAGGUUGGGCAAAGGCGUCACUACCAGACAGAGCAUUGAAAUCCUUUGAAGAGAUGAAACUGGCUGGGCUGAAACCUGAUGAGGCUGCUUAUCAUUGCUUGGUAACUUCACUUCUCUCAAGGGCAACUGUAAUGGAGGGAAGCACCUACACAGGAAUCUUGAGUAUUUGUAGAGAAAUGUUUGAGAAUGACUUGACUGUUGAUAUGCGUACUGCUGUUCACUGGUCGAGAUGGCUUCACAAGAUUGAGAGGACAGGAGGGGCACUAACAGAGGCACUCCAGAGAAUAUUUCCUCCUGAUUGGAAUUCAUUAGAAGUUCUAGGAGAAGUGUCUGAUUCUCCAAGCACGGGGGAUUCUGAUUAUUCCUGUGAUUCUGAUCUUAGCGAUGUUGAUGAGAAUCAAGAUGCUGAUGAGUGAUGACAGCUGACAAAUUCUAGAACCACCUUUUGUUGUUACGCACUCCCUCGCUGUUUUUCCUUGAGAUGUGUGGGAGUUGACCCAGUAAGCGCCUUUCAUCAAACCCUGUUCUGACAUUACAGAACAGCAGUUUGUGGAUGAUCCUAGAGUGGGGUUUGGAAUCUUAUAGUGCAGUAAGCGUGAGCUGUCUGGCUUCUGCUGCAUUUCUUCAAGUUGCAGACAAUCACUAACAGUUCUACUGGGAUUGAAGGCUAAGGCAGGCUGUCAUAGCAAGUUUGCAACAGAUGAAGCUUACCCAUCUGUGUUGCUGUACUGAACCAUGACUUGUCUAGAUAAAUAUUCUUGAGGUUUGGCAUCUUCCAGUACAGCAGCUUCAAUAGAAUGAGCCUUAACUUGGCACAGCCCGAUUCAAUAUCACUUGAAAAUGCAUCCUCUGUCCCCGCUGGGAGCUUUUACUAGUCAGGAUGAAUGCCUGCACACGAAGGCAUUAAUGCGGUUCUUAUGAGCACAAUUUCUUGGGAUUGGUUUGUGCGUAUGUGUGGCUCUGCCUUGUGACAACCAAGUCGGAAAAGUCAGGUGUAGUUUCAUGAAGUUUUUAGAUGUUUAAAACUGGAGCCUGUGAGUGGAAGACGCAAAGGGGAAAGAGACUGAAAAUAUCUUUGUUCAUACAGCAGUAACUGGGAAACAGCACCACAGGGGAAUCAAAUCAGGGCAGGAGCUUCAUCACUCCCCGUCUGAGUUAGAGCUUCAUCAAUUCGUCAAUUUCUUCUCCUGCGUCUCUCGCCUGACGCUCGUCGACGAGCCGGACUCCAUCGCCUGGAAGCUUUCCCCCUCGAGGAUGUACUCCGCCAAGACUGCUUAUUCUGCUCAAUUCCAAGGUCUUGUUCGGCAUCAGCACUCUAGUCUCUUCUGGAAUUGCGGGGUGCCGGAGAAGUGCAAAUUUUUUGCUUGGUUGCUCGUGCAAUGGAGAGUCCCUACAGCGGAUGUGCUUUCCAGGAAAGGUAUCCAGAACGACAAGUGGUGCCCGUUCUGUCUUCACGCCACGGAAACCGCCGAUCAUAUCUUCCUGUCCUGUUGCUUUGCCCAUCGGCUCUGGAGCUUGGUUGCUGAGUGGUCGGGGCAGUCUAUGUUCCGCCCUGGUGUGUGGUCUGGGCCGCCGGCCCCCCCUCUUGAUCUCUGGUGGAUGAAUAGAAUCGACGAGGCCAAGCGCUCUUUGGAUAAACACAAAGCUCGCAAUGCGGCGUCCCUCUUCCUUCUAUCCCUUUGGUCCAUUUGGAGGGAGUGAAACAACAGGAUUUUCAACGCCAAGCACUCUUCUGCUGAGGGAGUCCUGCUGGUGAUCAAGAACGAAUCGGCUCUGUGGCGUUUAAUCGAUAACAAAGGAAUUGGGGCUUUGCUUUCGGGGCCGGAUGAUGUGCCCUAAGUUUGUUCUUUGCCUUUCUGUUCUUUCCUUUUUGUAAUUAAACUUUGUCUCCUUGUGGUCGAUCUUGUGUGGACCUCCUUUUAAUA